CGCUCCUACUGUCACUCUAGAAAAUGGCCAAGUGUAACCACUUCCUAGCCCAGUUACAAAGAUAGCUCGAUCCAAAUUAUAUUGCUUGAUCUCUUUGUUUUGAUAUUUUCACUGCCACUCUUUGUUGCCUUUCACCUGUACUUGGCCAAAGUCGAUUUAGGUUUUUCAGGUCGAGAAGAAGAGUGAAUUCUUCAUCAAGUGCAGGCUUCUCGCGCUCGAAGCCGUCAACAGGUGGUAUCAGAGCCCGGCUCCGCUAAUAAAGGCUUAACAUCCUCCGGAGAAUCUAGAGAUGGCUUCAGGAUCAGUGAGCAAUGCUCCUCUUUAUCUUGCAGAUGGAUUUUCACAGAAUCGCUCGCCACGAUUCGAAGGGGUCAAUUACGGGUACUGGAAGAAUCGUAUGGAGCUGUUCGUGGGUUCGACUGACCAAAAACUUUGGGCAAGAGUUAUUAAAGGACCUCACGAACUCAAAGAAGAUCAAGAGAAGUGGAGUGAUGAAGACUUCGAGAAAUUUCAGCAGAAUUGCAAAGCCACGAAUUUGAUGUAUCGUGCUCUUGGACUAGAAGAAUACCACAAGGUGGCAGGGUGCAAGACUGCGAAAAAAAUCUGGGACAAGCUUCAAGUGACAUAUGAAGGAACUUCACAGGUUAAAACCUCAUGGAUAAACUCCUUGAAGCACCAGUUCAAAUUAUUCAAAAUGGAAGAAGGAGAAUCAAUCAGAAUCAUGUACGAGAGAUUCACCAACAUAGGGAAUAGCCUUGAGAAUCUAGGAAAGUCGUAUGAAAGUGGGGAUCUUGUGAGGAAGAUUAUGUGGAGCUUGCCAGACAAGUGGACACCAAAGAUCACAGCCAUUGAAGAAGCUAAAGACUUGGAAAAAAUAUAUGUCGAUGAGCUGAUCGGAUCCUUAGUUGCUCAUGAAGAUAAACUGAACAAGGUAAGUCAAGAGAAGGAAACCAAUGACAAAGGAAAAAGAGGAGUUGCCUUCAAAGCUAUCACGUCGUUGGAUGACUCAGAAGAUUUAGACGAUAUGGAAGACGAAGAAUUGGCGUUGUUAAGUAAGCAAGUCAGCAGAUUGCUUAAGAUCCGAAGGGAAAAGAAGUAUGGGAAUUCUAAAAGCAAGGUCAAAGAUCUUGAAAGAAAUGAAAGCGGGGUGAAAGGGAAUCAACUCAAGUCCUUCUCAAAAGGCAGAGCUGAUGUUAGUCAGAAUAUUAGAAGCAUAAGCUCAACAGGAUGUUUUAAAUGUGGCCGAGCAGGACAUAUCAAGGCUGAGUGUCCACAACUCAAGAAAGAGAGAGCCCUGGCUGCUACUUGGAGUUGCAGUGAAGAUGAAAUGGAUGAUGACGAUGAAGUUAUUGUCCAAAGAUUGUUCAUGGCGAUUGGUGAAGUUGAGGAUGAUCACUCGAGCAAAACAGCAACUCAAGACAGGUAAGUGAUACUGAAUCCAUACAUGAGUCAGAAUAUUUCAGUGACAAUGAAUUACUAAUUGAUACUAUCAGAGACAUUCAAGUAGAAUUUGGAAAUGUCAAAAUGAGAUAUAAUAAAAUGAAAAGAGAAAAUCAUGAGCAUCAGACAAGAAUAGUUGAACUAGAGAAUGAACUAGAGAUUAGUAAAACAGUAGUCAGUGAACUCAGGAAGAAAAUUAGCAUUAUGGAAACUGAGAAUAAACAUGAGCAAUGUAGAAAAGAGUCUAACAAAAUUACGAUACAAAGACCAGGGACUUAUACAAUCAGACAUGAUGCAAAAUUAAAGAAAGUAGAAUGCUACUACUGUCACAAGAAGGGACACAUCAUUAAAAUGUGCAGGAAGAGAUUGUGGUCAGAAGCUAGAAAAGAAGGGUCUGAUUGGUCAAGAAAACUUAAGCAACCAUGGAAUAAUCAACUGUUUAGUUCAAGUGCAUCACACAAACCCAAGAAAAUCUGGGUUCGGAAAACCAAAUGAAGUUUGUGUUUGCAGAGUUGUCUUCAAGUGAGCACAUAGGAUACCAGAUGGAUUAUGGACAGCGGAUGCUCCCAUCACAUGGCAGGUAACAAGAAACUGUUUUCUAGUCUCAGUCUAAGAGAUUUUGGUAAGGUCUAUUUUGGAGACAAUAACUCUGCUCAUAUCAUUGGUAAAGGUCAAGUGGGAACUGAUCCAUGCAUUAAAAAUGUUAUGUUAGUUGAGGGUCUGAAGCAUAAUCUUAUGUCUAUCAGUCAAAUGUGUGGAAAGACUUGCAGGGUGGUGUUUGAACCUAGUUGCUGCUAUGUAGAGAACAUUCUGAACAAACAAGUAGUAUUUACUGGUAAAACAAAUGGGAAAAUCUACACUAUUGAUCUAAAUGACAAGGACAGUUUCAAUGAGACUUGUUUGUUUAGUCUUGAUAAAAGUGAUAAGGAAGAAUGGCAUAGAAGACUGGGGCAUGUUAAUGUUAGUGGUCUGUCUAAGCUAGCUCGUCUAAAUUUAGUCAAAGGACUUCCAAAACUAAAUGAGAAAAAGGAUUUUUUCUGUGAUGCUUAUGCCAAGGGUAAACAGACCAGGUCUAGCUCUAAAACUAAAUAUGUCAUUUCUACAUCAAGGCCUCUAGAGUUACUUCAUUUGGACUUAUUUGGACCUACAAAUGUAGUCAGUUAUGGUGGAAAGUCUUAUGCCUUCGUUGUAGUUGAUGACUACUCUAGGUUCACCUGGGUAUUGUUUCUUAGUAGGAAGGAUGAAGCCUUUAAAAAUUUUAGAACUCUGGUCAAACGAAUUGAGAAUGAAAAAUUAGCUAAGGUCUGUAGCAUUCGAAGUGACCAUGGAGGAGAAUUCUGCUCUGACUCAUUUGAACAGUAUUGCAAUGAUCUAGGUAUCUCUCAUAAUUUUUCUGCUCCGAGAACACCACAAUAGAAUGGUGUUGUGGAGAGGAAAAAUAGAACUCUUAUAGACAUUGCACGCACUAUGCUGAAUGACUAUGGUAUUCCUAAGUUUUUCUGGGCAGAGGCUAUUAACACAGCCUGCUACACUGUCAAUCGAGCAUUAAUUAGAGCAGGUGUUAACAAAACUCCCUAUGAAAUCUGGAAGGGAAGAAAACCUAACCUAGGCUAUUUUCAUGCUUUCGGUUGUAAGUGCUUUGUAUUGAACACAAAAGAUCACCUGGGAAAAUUUGACUCAAAAUCUGAUGAAUCUGUGUUCUUAGGAUACUCAAACACUAGCAAGGCCUAUCGUGUGUUCAAUAAACGGACCCUCAAGGUUGAGGAGUCUGUCAAUGUUAUUUUUGAUGAAUCUGUUGUUGUAAGAACAGAUAGCUAUGAUUAUGACGAUUUUGGACUUGGAAGGCAGCAUUCAGCAACCAAAGAAGAUGGUGUCAAGACUGUUCAAAAACCAGAGGAAGCAACUGAUCAGCUGGAAGGCAUCCAGAUGCAAUCAGAAGAAGGAACCAAAGUAGCUGAUUAAGAUGCCCACCCACCAGCUUACAUUGUGAGACGUCAUCCUCCUGAACAAAUCAUAGGAAGUAUCAAUCAAGGUAUGAUUACUCGAUCAAAGAACUUACCAUCUACUGUUGCCUACGUGUCUUUAGUUGAACCAAAAAAUGUGCAUGAAGCUCUUCAAGAUGAGUUCUGGACUGCAUCUAUGUUUGAUGAAAUGCAUCAGUUUGAGCGUGCCAAUGUGUGGGAACUUGUUCCUAAACCUGAGAAUCGAGUAAUAAUAGGUACUAAGUGGAUAUAUAAAAACAAAUCUGAUGAAGUAGGAACUGUGGUUAGGAAUAAAUCUAGAUUAGUUGCUCAAGGGUACUUCCAGGAGGAAGGGAUAGACUAUGAAGAAACUUUUGCCCCUAUAGCUCGUUUAGAAGCCAUUCGAUUGCUGUGUGCUUUUGCUAGUUCAAAGGGUUUUAAGUUGUAUUAAAUGGAUGUUAAGAGU
Molecule: messenger RNA, 3867 nt
Organism: Linum trigynum
Lineage: Eukaryota; Viridiplantae; Streptophyta; Magnoliopsida; Malpighiales; Linaceae
Source: the annotation of a GenBank genome assembly